AUGGCCGAAUAUUGGAAAUCAGCACCCCGCCACUGGUGCAAACAAUGCAAGAUCUUCAUUCGUGACACACCCUUCGAAAAGACCCAACAUGAAGCGAGCCCGAAACACCAAGGCAGCCUAAAACGUUUCUUGCGCGACAUUCACAAGAAUAAUGAGAUUCAACAGAGAGAGACACAACAAGCCAAGAGCGAAGUAGAACGUUUGCGACAAGCCAUCUCAGGAGCACCCUCCGCAUCCAAAGCCUCCGCCACUGCGCCAGCUAAACGCACCCCUGCUCCGGCCGAUCGGCCCGUUAGCGUGGAUGAAAGGAAGAAACAGAUGGCGCAGUUGGCUGAGAUGGGCGUCGCUAUUCCUGAGGAGUACCGCGGGGACAUGGCCUUGACUGGAGAAUGGCAGACUGUCUCCGAGACACGGCUUGACGCGGGUGCUGAAGGUGCGAAGUCGAUUGGUAUUCGUAAGCGCAAGAUUGAGGGCGAUGAAGAUGAGGAGGGUGGGCAAAUUCCGGAGUAUGUGAGCAAAGGGUGGGGAUCGAGGAUGAAGAUAUACCCUGGGGCAGAAGAUGAUGAUGAUGAGGGCCUUGAUGCUCUACUUGCGUCUACUAAAGAUUUGAAAAAGCCUAAAAUUGAGACAGAGGUGGUUGCCUCGAAGGAGCAGGAAUCAUCAUUUACUCUGCUCCCCAAGAAGGAAGAUGACGCUGCCGACUGCGAGGCUCCAGCUGCGACAGUCCCCAAGGAGGAGGACUCAACGUUGGUUAAAAAAGAGGAGGCAGACGAUUCUACUACACCCCUUGCUACUGCAGUCCCCGAAAGCGAGGAGGCACACGGGGUUAUUUUCAAAAAGCGUAAAGCUAAGGUCAUGAGGAAAUGA
Messenger RNA from Penicillium odoratum, 867 nucleotides. RefSeq names its product putative formin binding protein. Bases 1 to 867 code for a protein of 288 amino acids. The record is from RefSeq and is a predicted model, not a curated record. The transcript is spliced from 2 exons. Gene Ontology annotation, cellular component: precatalytic spliceosome. Lineage: Eukaryota; Fungi; Ascomycota; Eurotiomycetes; Eurotiales; Aspergillaceae. Gene Ontology annotation, molecular function: RNA binding; zinc ion binding. Gene Ontology annotation, biological process: mRNA splicing, via spliceosome.